Molecule: messenger RNA, 709 nt
Organism: Ceraceosorus bombacis
Lineage: Eukaryota; Fungi; Basidiomycota; Exobasidiomycetes; Ceraceosorales; Ceraceosoraceae
Source: the annotation of a GenBank genome assembly
AAUCAAACCCAGAUGGCAACGGACGCAGCUUGCUUGACGUGCGAAUCGUACUGCAUUCUUUCAGCAAUAUGUUGACCUUGCAAUACGCCAAGAAGCUGGGCUCCAUCACCAUAGCACCUCGUACAAGACCGAGGCUUGGAACCGGAAAUGCGCAUUCCACACUACGCCCUCUCACUGCUCAUCGUUGCCCUGUCGACCGGCUUUCAUUUCUCUGUCGGUAUGGUACACUGGUUCACGAGCAUAUCAGCUGCACAGACCACGCCGGCGAGUCGGCUAGUCGACCUACGUGGGCGCGAGGCCAUAGCGAGCCGGUCGCUGAGCCGUAGGGAGUCCACAUUCGCGUUGUACCUUAGCAUUCACCUCUGCCUGAUUCCUGCAUUCACCGAUCCGCAUGCACACAAUCUACCUGUAGUAACAUUCCUCUCACGCUCCUUGUGGUGCUUUGCGCGCGCGCUGACUUGGAUCGCUCUCACAUCAUCAUCACGACAGGCGCGUCAGAUGGGCAAGGUGGGUGACGAAUGUAUUUCGGAUACAGAUGAUGAGCUUGAAAUGUCGGUAAAGGGAGGGCGCAGCCAGAGUCGUGGCCGUGUGUCAGCGAACCGGUGAGGGCAAGGCAAACGCUUUUGAGGUGGUGAAUCGUGACUGUACGUGAUCAAUGAAGGCAAGGCGACGAGGCUUUUUGCAACACAGCAGAAUAGAUUUGCGCACG